Copidosoma floridanum is the source of this 1130-nucleotide messenger RNA. It is a transcript of the gene O-fut2, whose product is annotated as O-fucosyltransferase 2. Gene Ontology annotation, molecular function: peptide-O-fucosyltransferase activity. The record is from RefSeq and is a predicted model, not a curated record. Lineage: Eukaryota; Metazoa; Arthropoda; Insecta; Hymenoptera; Encyrtidae. Gene Ontology annotation, biological process: protein O-linked glycosylation via fucose.
UAUUAAUUAAUACCAUCGUGCAGAGUCAAGUUUUUUAUUAUUCUGAAAGUAGAAUGGAAACAAAAAAGUGUACGAGUCGACAAUCUCAUUUCGCAAAAAAAAGAUAUAUUUUAUAUGAUGUGAAUCCACUAGAAGGAUUCAACUUGCGGAGAGAUGUCUAUGUAAGAAUUGCAACAUUUUUGAAACGGUUAAAUGCAGAAGAUAAACAAUACCAAUGGAUAUUAGUGUUACCUCCAUGGGGCCCUUUGUACCAUUGGCAGAGCAAUCAUAUUGGAUCACAAAUCCAAUUAAAAUGGGGAAUGUUUUUUGAUAUUGAAAGCUUAAGAAAAUAUAUUCCUGUUAUGGAAAUGCAUGAGUUCAUUAGUGACUAUCCAGUUAAUAAUGGGAAAACUACAAUUGAUAUCAUAUAUCAAUUACGAAAUGAUAAAAAUAUGUAUGAGACUGGAAUUUUUAAAGAGAAAAAUAUGAUAGUAAGUUGCUCAAAUGGACCUGUUUCUUAUAAGAUAAUUCAUGAUCAACAGUACACAGGUUUUUUUUGGGGGUAUUCCAAUAUUAGUUCAUAUGAUCUUCAAUGUCUUAUUUUUCAUGGAACUAUUUUGAACUUGAAAAAUAAUUUCAAUCCAAAUUUAUACAGAUCUAUUAUGUUCGAUCACAUGGAGAUACCACUGCAUUAUACGUAUGGUUCUACGGAAUACUGGGAAGCAAGACGAAGUAUGCGUUAUAACUCCAUACUUUACAACAUUGCUUACAAUUUUACAUCAAAGUAUAUUAAUUUAAUGGAGCACAUGGAUUUAAUUUGUGAUUUAAAAAAUAAUCAGGGAAAAAAUUUAUCUCAGAAACCACCACAAACUCCAGUAACUCAUGGCUUCGACCUGACCGUGAAUGGCAUCGCAUUCAUUGUGAAUUUUUUGGAUCAUUUCACGGAGACAUAUCUAGUUAUUAUUGAUGCUCAUACGAAAUGGCCCAAAGUUUUGAAUUUAAAAAAAAUCAUGGAAGCUUAUGGGCUAUUAGAAAAGUUUAAAUGUUUAUUGGCACGUUAUGAUUCACCUAUUCAUGUGGUUACAGAUGGCGGACCACAGCUUAGCUCAGCAUCAUCACUUUCCAUCGAGGCGAGCUCAUCUUGCGUCUAG